GAGUUGGGUUACAUUUAUAUUGCUUGUGCGGUUCGACCAAGCAAGCGCUGUACUGUACCUGGUUUGGGUGAAUUUGUAAAUAACUCUUCACGUUUUACGAAGUUGCUUUUAUGUACGCAGAGGUGUCAGUAUGUAACGCGGCCUUUAUAUUGGUCUUUGAUAGAUAAAUAGGCGCUUUAGGGACAGUGUUACAACAUGAGCUGCAGCCAGGAGCCAGCAGGAAAAAGUAGCAUACAGUAACUAGCAGUGAGUUCCACCAGAGAAAAUGCUGGAAUAAUCCUAGCUGGACGAUUAAACGUCAGCAUUCGCGGUUUUAAUUACUCGCUUUUCGGUGUCAUCGGCAUUGUUUGUGUCAAAACAAGAUUUUAUUGGUCAAAGUGGUGGUUUAGAACAACAAAAGACAGAGCGCCACACGUGUGACGGAGCGACAUGAAACUAAAAGAACUGCAAAGUUGCCUUCAGCAGGUGGACGUGUUCGAGGAGCCCAAGGUGCUUCUUGAACAGUAUCCUACGAGUGCUCAUAUAGCAGCAUGCAUGCUGUACACCAUACACAACACAUUUGAUGACAUCGAGAACAAGCUGGUGGCAGACCUGGGUUGCGGAUGUGGUGUUCUCAGCAUUGGAUCUGCAGUACUGAAUGCUGGAUUAUGUGUUGGGUUUGAUAUUGAUCAGGAUGCAUUGGACAUAUUUAGAAGGAACAGUGAAGAAUUUGAGCUUACAAAUAUUGACAUGGUUCAAUGCGAUAUCUGUUCCUUGCGUGCAUUUCAAAAGAAAUUUGACACAGUGAUCAUGAACCCUCCCUUUGGCACCAAACACAAUAAAGGUAUCGACAUGCAGUUCCUUAAAACAGCACUGAGUAUGGCAAGAUCAUCGGUCUACUCUCUUCAUAAAACAUCAACACGAGAGCACAUCCAGAAGAAAGCAAAUGACUGGAAGGUAAAGAUGGACGUAAUAGCAGAGCUCCGAUACGACUUGCCAGCAUCAUACAAGUUCCACAAGAAGAAAUCGGUAAACUACUUUGAUCUAAAAUUAUGCAUUAUGUUUUGUUACUAUAAGCAGCAGUGCAAGGAAGGGUGUAGUGUAUGCAGAAGUGAGAAAAAUGUUUUAUAGAACAGUAUUUUAUUUUUAAAAGCUUUUUUUUUUUUUUUUUUUU
Messenger RNA from Scleropages formosus (Asian bonytongue), 1153 nucleotides. RefSeq names its product methyltransferase 5, N6-adenosine (gene mettl5). Bases 430 to 1110 code for a protein of 226 amino acids. The record is from RefSeq and is a predicted model, not a curated record. Lineage: Eukaryota; Metazoa; Chordata; Actinopteri; Osteoglossiformes; Osteoglossidae. The transcript is spliced from 6 exons. Gene Ontology annotation, biological process: rRNA methylation. Gene Ontology annotation, molecular function: nucleic acid binding; rRNA (adenine-N6-)-methyltransferase activity.